Molecule: messenger RNA, 1257 nt
Organism: Diaporthe citri
Lineage: Eukaryota; Fungi; Ascomycota; Sordariomycetes; Diaporthales; Diaporthaceae
Exons: 1
Coding region: 1-1257 (418 amino acids)
Molecular function (GO): oxidoreductase activity
Source: RefSeq, a predicted model, not a curated record
AUGCUUUCGUAUAUCUACGGCCGUCUGGUCGGCGCGGGCGCGCACCAGGCCAUCUCCAUCGAGCCCGUCGAGGUGCACCGCAUCGAGGCGGCCCCCGAGAAACGGCCGCGGACGCUUAAGCACUUGCUCCGCGCAAACCACACCAACCAUGCCAUCCUCUAUAACACGCUGCGUUUCCACAACCACCUGCCACACAUCCUCGGCUCCGCCUACCUCCUCGGCGCCUCCCCCGACCAGCUGCACACGAUCUACGACUACGAAUCCAAAGAGCUCGAGCCCUGGUCUGACAGCCCGGCCGAGAUAGUCCAAGAUGAUUGGCGCGACUUCCUCGGCGACAGACACUACCAGAGGGCCUACGUCGACUUCUUCGAGGACCAGCUGGUCGGCAGGCGGCUGGGCACCCAGUCGUGGGACUGGACCAAGGUCGUCAACGACUACGUGUGGGGAGACGCCGACGGCGGCCCGCCGCUGGGCAACAAUCUGAUCGCGGGCCUCGGCCACCCCCUGAUCCACCUGGGCUACGCCUACGAGCUGGACAACAAGGAGCUCGCCAUAGAAGCGCUGGCCAUGGCCGCCACCCAGUAUGAUUUCAUGCACAAGUACCUCGACGACCCAAAGUACACCCGGCCGCCGCCCAAGGGAGGUUUCGUCUCGGCCUCGCCCGUCGAGAUACUCGACAAGGUCAGGGGCGACAAGCGGUUCGACGGGCUAUUUCACAAGGGCGAGGGCUUCGACAAUAUCGAGGUUCUCUUCGAUAAGCACGAGGACCUGGUGCUGGAGUACUGGAACGCGUGGGACGUGGGCAGCGACCCGGCAAAGCGGUUCAAGGAGAGCCAGGAGGCUGCCACGGCGCUACUGGUGGCGACGGUGCCACCGGGAGCGCAUUCAUACAAUUUCCUGGUGGUGCACCUGCUCACCACAAGCCACGCGGUGCGCAUCCUGCUGCCGAUGAUCCCGGCCAGGUUCCACAUCCCACUGGUGCGGCAGUGGUGGCUCUUCACGCUGUCGACUUACAUCGCGGAGCUGAGGCCCAAGAUCGACCCGGAUUACGUGCCCUGGCCCGAGGGGUCCUCACAAAAGGGCUGGGCGUACGUUGAGGACAAGGCACUGAAUGGCCAGUAUGCCACGGAUGCACACUUUGUCAAGGCGGUAAGGGCGAUGCGCGAGGCGGCGAGGACCUGGGGAGAUGUUCACGAGCGGUACCUGGCCUCGGCUGUGCGGUUUGUGGACGACUUCCGGGGCUGGACGUUCUCAUGA